AUGUUAUUUAGAGAUGCCUCCACUUGCAUCACCAUUAAUGGCCGGCAGUCUGAGGCUUUUGGCCUUUUUAGAUCCAUUCACCAAGGUUGUCCUUUGGCUCCUGCUUUAUAUGUUCUUGCAGCGGAAGGGUUUGGUUACUUACAUGCUAAUGCUAUCUUUGUUUGGCAUGCCCGUGGCAUCUCCCUGCCUGAGUCACCUUCUCAACCUGUCAAUAGCCACUUUGCAGAUGAUUCCUUUCUCACUCUCAUUGAGGACAAAGAUAAUGUGCAGGCCAUUCUUCAGUGUCUAAACACCUUUUGCUUGGCUUCUGGUUCGGCCAUUCAAUGGCACAAGACUCAAUGUUAUAGGCAGUCUUUUCUUCCUGUUCCACCUUGGAUCCUCCAAUAUGACUGGAAAUGGCUUCAACAUGGCAAAAUUUAG
Molecule: messenger RNA, 420 nt
Organism: Cryptomeria japonica (Japanese cedar)
Lineage: Eukaryota; Viridiplantae; Streptophyta; Pinopsida; Cupressales; Cupressaceae
Exons: 1
Coding region: 1-420 (139 amino acids)
Source: RefSeq, a predicted model, not a curated record